AUGGAGAAGGAGGAAGGUGGUGGUGGUGGUGGUGGUGGUGGUGGUGGUGGAGGAGGAGGAGGAGGAGGACGGUUUCAGAGCGCGUGCCAGGGAUACGUCGGAGUUGGUCUAGGAACGAUAGGGGAGGAUGUGCUCAUGGCAGGAAGAUCGGGACUCGUCAUGUUGAAAGCUGAUAGUGAGGGAGAGAGCGAGCCCAAGUUCAGAGUCUGUGAGAAAUCUCCAUACUGCGUCUGCAAGCAUCUGGCGAUCAAAGGAGAUGAUGGGAUGGCGGCGGGGAGCGACCGGAGCUCUCAGAUCUUUGCCACCACGAUCGUCUCCUGCGAAUCACCCGGAGGGAUCCACAUCAUGAACUUCGACUACGAGACGAAUGAGUUCAGAUACAGGAGGCAGUGGUUCUCAGCACGAGAGACGUCUGAUUCCUCCGCUACUCGCCUUCCCCUUCAUGACCGACUCGGCAGGUUUUGGACUUGCUGCUGGUCUCCGACCAAAGAGGAGGAGCUGGCGGCAGGCUCAUCCAAAGGAGUGAAAAUAUUCGACGUCCCAUCGGGUAAGCAGCGGUUCUAUCAGUACAGAUCCGAAGUCAUGGCCCAGUCGUACCUCCCGAAGAAUGGAGGGAACGUGAUAGCCAACGGAUGCAGGGAUGGUUGUUUAAGCUUUCUUGACCUCAGGUCCAAGGCGAGCCCCAUGGAGCUCAGAAUGUCCCGAGGCAUCUGCUCUAUCUCACCCCUUUGCCAACAACCCGGCGAGUCUGUCAUGGCCGCGAGCAUGAAUGGCGAGAUCUUUCGGUGGGACCUUCGCUUCACAGCACGGCCGACGAUGGCAUAUGAAGGACAUCAGAACAGCCAUUCCGUUGUCCGCCCGGUCCUCGACCAUGAAGAAAGGGUUCUGUAUGCUUGCGGGGUGGACGGAGUGCUGAGAGGAUGGGACGUGGAAUCAGGCCGGAGGAUUGCGGAAACUCGUUUCAAGAAGUUCAACCCCAAGAGAGACAUCACGGCAUGCCUGUCUCGUGUUCCAAGGAGUUUGCUUCUCCUCUCACUUCUCCUCUUCUUCCUCAGCAUGGUGGACAAGCAGGACCUCAAGGAAGUUCCGCUGGCGGUGGGAGACGAGAAGGAGGACCAGCUCGAUGGGUUCGGAGAUGCCGGAGACGGCGUUAGAGUACCUGGGACGAUCCCUGAGGAUGUCAGAGCGCUGUCGAGCUCGAACCCAGGCGGGCUAGUUCCUAGAUACACGGUCAGCAAGUGCCCGACGCUGCAAGGGCUGACUGCUGUUCAGAACGCGUUCAAGGAGUUGAUAGAGAGUCGAGGAGACUGCAAAAUCCUCCGGCUGGCGUUCAAGCAGGUCGGAGAUGAAGGAGCUGGGGAGCUUGGGAGCUUGUUAAAGACUGGGACAUGCAAGAACCUUGAGGGACUUGACUUGAGCUGCAACAACAUCAGCAAGUUGGGAGCAACUCAGAUAGGACGAGCUCUGACGUCCAACACCAAGUUGAUGUACCUUGAUAUCAGUACCAACGACAUCAGAGACGAAGGCAUCGCAGAGAUCGCGACGGCCCUCAAGCUCAACAGCACCCUGACCUACCUCGACGCGCACGCAGAGGACCUGAGUCUCCAUCCAGCAUGCGGCAUCUCCGACCAGGGGGCUAGAAGCAUCGCUGAAGCCAUAGAGAACAACUUCGUCAUCGCAGUCGUCAACCUCAAAGCCAACUACAUCCGCGACGAAGGAGCCAUCUGCCUUGCACGUGCAUCACGGAAGAGCUCGUCGAUGCGGUGUUUGAUCACAGCAUCAAACGACAUCGGGCUCAGUGGGACAAAGGCAUUGGAGGACGCAAUGUACGACAACGACCGGCUGGUGGACUUCGUCGACUACGACUUGAGGAUGCCUAACAGCUAG
Molecule: messenger RNA, 1887 nt
Organism: Guillardia theta CCMP2712
Lineage: Eukaryota; Cryptophyceae; Pyrenomonadales; Geminigeraceae
Exons: 25
Coding region: 1-1887 (628 amino acids)
Cellular component (GO): Cul4-RING E3 ubiquitin ligase complex
Molecular function (GO): protein binding
Source: RefSeq, a predicted model, not a curated record